AUGGCGCUGAGCAAACGCUUCGAAAUGACGGAUCUCGGUGAGCUCGAUUACUUUCUCGGCAUGGAGAUCAAGAACGACCGUAAGACGGGAAUGGUGACUGUACAACAAACCAAGUUCCUCAAGUCCGUGUUAACCAAGUUCGGAAUGGAUAACAGCAAGCCAGUGAAGACGCCUCAAGAUCCCGGCCUGAAGCUAACCAAGAACAUGUGUGAACAAGAAUGCAAGCACGAAGACACCAUGUGCAACGUGCCAUAUCGAAGUGCUGUCGGAGGCAUCAUGUAUCUCAUGGUCGCCACACGUCCGGAUCUAGCUGCUGCAGUGGGAUCAUUAUCCCAGUUCUCGUCCGACCCAUGCCCGACUCACUGGCAAGCUUUGAAGCGUGUGCUGAGAUACCUGCAAGCAACGCCCAAUCAUGGUCUUGAGUUUACACGUGAAGAAGGAAGCCGUAUCUGCGGGUACACCGACGCAGACUGGGCCGGCGACAUUGAGUCAAGACGAAGUACAAGCGGCUAUGUGUUCAUGAUGAGCGGAGGAUGCAUCAGCUGGAAAAGCCAGAAACAACGGACGGUCGCGCUAUCUUCAACAGAAGCAGAAUACAUGGCGCUUUCCGUGUUGAAAAAGACAGCGGCUGUGAAGAAGACACCUCGUCAAGCUGCGUCAAGUGUUGAAGCAAGUGGAAGACCAAGCUUCGCUAUACCGGUGGGUACCGGUAUGUACCAGUAA
Peronospora matthiolae is the source of this 723-nucleotide messenger RNA. Lineage: Eukaryota; Oomycota; Peronosporomycetes; Peronosporales; Peronosporaceae. The record is from the annotation of a GenBank genome assembly.